Drosophila nasuta is the source of this 715-nucleotide messenger RNA. Its product is annotated as ctenidin-3-like. The record is from RefSeq and is a predicted model, not a curated record. NCBI's taxonomy places the organism in Eukaryota, Metazoa, Arthropoda, Insecta, Diptera, Drosophilidae. The transcript is spliced from 2 exons. Bases 43 to 660 code for a protein of 205 amino acids.
AGAUGAUUGCUUAAGUUUGUGAAAUCCACUCAAAGCUUAACAAUGAAACUGUUUGUUGCUCUCACAGUCCUUGUGGCUGUUGCCUCAGCGGCACCUCAAUUCGGUGGUGGUGGCGCUAACGCUAAUGCUGCCUCUACCGCUAAUGCCCAAGGAGGUGGUCAAGGUGGAUUCGGUGGUCCUGGUGGAUUCGGCGGCAAUCGUGGUGGUCCCGGUGGUGGAUUUGGCGGUCCUGGCGGACAAGGAGGAUUUGGUGGCGGUCCUGGUGGUCCUGGUGGAUUCGGCGGUCCUGGUGGACAAGGAGGAUUUGGUGGCGGUCCAGGUGGAUUCGGCGGUCCUGGUGGACAAGGAGGAUUUGGCGGAGGAGGCAGCUUUGGCAAUGCUGGCGGAAACGGCAACAGGGGCGGGCCAGGAGCGGCUGGUGGUGAUGCCAAUGCUAACGCCAAUUCUUCAGCCGUUGCUAAUGGAAACGGAGGUCGAGGUGGUGCUACCAAUGCCAAUGCCAACUCCGAGGCAGUUGCUCAGUCCAAUGGAGGUGGCCGCAUCGGAGGUGGCGGCAAUGCGAAUGCCAAUGCUUCAUCCAGUGCCAUCGCCAAUGGUAGCCGAGGAGGCUCCGCUUCAGCCUCGUCCAGCGCAUCUGCCGUUGCCACAGCUGGCAAAUAAGCACCGAGAAGUACUAACUAUGUGAUUUAGUCUUUCAUAAUUUAUUCUCUAAAUA